CACAGACAGACACACACACAUGCACACACACAUGCACACACACACACACACACGCACACAUGCCCACAGAAGAAGUGCAGUGCAUCUAUAUGAAGGACUGAGACCCCAGCACUUUGCUUUACUUCCUCUAGCACUGUCUGUUUACUGCAGCUUCUGCUUUAUUGGAAUCAUGAAUUCAACUACAAUCGCAAAUUUUACCACCCAAUCUCUCCCAAUGAUUGAAACUACUGUGAAACCUCCAGUGAUGCCCCACAGAAUCGCCCUGAUCAUCAUCUACACCACGGUGCUGACGGUGGGAAGCAUCGGUGUGACCCUAAUGAUCGGUGUGCUGAAAUCUAACCUGCGCUCGUGGACCACCAUCACCUUUUUCAACUUGAUCUUGGUCCACGUCAUCUUCAUGGUCACCAUCCCUUUCCGCAUCUACUAUUUCGUGACUGAUAACUGGAACCUGUCUAUGUUUUUCUGUAAAGUGGUCAGCAGCAUGAUCCACAUUCACAUGCACGUGGUCUUCGUCAUCUACGUCAUCAUUCUCACCAUUCACUUUGUUCAUUACUUCAGAAAAAUGGAGCAGAUCGCGUUCUAUAGGAGUCUCCAUGCUAUGGCGUUUAGCGUCGGCAUUUGGUCAGUGGUGCUAAUCGUUGGCCCUGUGACCUUACAUCAUUAUGGGACAGAUGCCAAUGCAUCUGAUCACAAAUGCUUCCAAUUUGGCACAGAGAUCAGCAAAAAACCUGUAUUCGUGUGUAACAUUUUUUUGUCUGUUUGUACAAUAAUUGUAUCGUGCAUCAUGAGCUGUGUGCUGGCAGCCAUUUUGUACUCGAUGAUCAAAAAGCACGGUGCAUCUGCAUGGGCUCACCAUGAGUUCUGGGCUCAGAUGAAGAACGUCAGCCUCGUGCUGAUCAUCCUCUUCUGCCUAGCCCCGUAUCACCUGUAUCGGCUAUACUAUCUGAACAACAUUUCCAACCAUGAGGCUGUUAACGAGGUGUUCCUGGCCCUCACGUCCAUUACCUGCUUCGACAUGAUGUUUGUUUUCGCCGGGAAGGGAAUAUGCCAUAGGUGUGGGGGUUGACUGUAGAAAACACUGCUCUGUGGAACCUACUUAUCCUGGCAGAGAACAACAGUCAUGCUUCACUGCAGAGAACAAACUGAGCGUUGUCAAUCUAAAGUGGUUACAUCUGGUACAUCCCUGACAGCUUACCUAACGGAUGCUGUAGUGAGAGACAAAAACUAUUUCUCUAACUCUGUGGAUUCUCUUUACUUCUGGUAUUUCUGAGAAGUUAAAAGACAGCUAGCUUGCAUAAUGUAAAUUGCCUUCUGCUAGUUUUCUUGGAAUGGUGCAAUGCAAUCUUUGAACUUUCUUACAAGCACAAGUGAACUGUAUAAAUAUGCAGAACACAAUAACUACACGCGUGUUAUUCAGGCUGAGGAAACACAUUUAGGGCAGGAUGCUUGUUUGUAUUUACGUGCACCUCUUGUCAGUCUUUUUACAGACACACCCCAACUCCUCUUCAUGUCAGUCUGUUGGGAAAAGGACUGAUUAUAACAAUAAGUUAACAACGGUUCUUAGGGUUUGGUCAGUGAAGCAUAGGUUUAUUUUAUUUUCAUUUUCAUUUUGUUAGCAUGGUAGAAGUCAACGUGAGUAAUUAUAUUUAUUAUAGAGUGUUCUGUUCAAGGUUGCCGAUAAACAUCAUUGUACAUUUCGUUGUUUGAAUAAAGGGUCAAAAAAUUGAA
This is a messenger RNA of Hemibagrus wyckioides, 1728 nucleotides long. RefSeq names its product probable G-protein coupled receptor 141 (gene gpr141). The coding region runs from base 20 to 1066 and encodes 348 amino acids. The transcript is spliced from 2 exons. The record is from RefSeq and is a predicted model, not a curated record. Lineage: Eukaryota; Metazoa; Chordata; Actinopteri; Siluriformes; Bagridae. Gene Ontology annotation, biological process: G protein-coupled receptor signaling pathway. Gene Ontology annotation, molecular function: oxysterol binding; G protein-coupled receptor activity. Gene Ontology annotation, cellular component: membrane.